AUGACCAAUCCCACACCACCACCCAUCCAGCAACCCCCUCACCUCCCCCCUCACCUCCCCCCUAACCACCCACCACACAUCCUCUACCAAAACGCCCAGCAAACCAUUACCCUAAUCGACAUCCCACGCUCAAUCGAAGACGCUCAAUACCUCUCCUCCAAACAUAAUCCAAUUCCACAUCCAAAUAUCACAAGAAGACUGAUAUCCUGCGCGCCAAUAGAUUCUCCAUAUCCAUCACUAGAACCUAAGUCUAAAAAGGCACUUAGGAAUGCUCCGGCGAAAAGUAUUGAGGAUUUGAUGUUGGAGCGGUAUGUUCAGCUGGCGUUGGAGGAGAUGAGGGGGGAUCCGAUGUGGAAGGGAGUGGUGUGUUUAGAUCGUGUUGCUGGGAAGGGGAAGGAGAAGGAGGGUAAUGGUAAUGGUAAUGGUAAUGACUCCAGCAAUAAAACCAAACCCCAAAAGAAAAGAAAGCGGGAACCCCCCACAAAAGAACCAAUCAAUUUCCACCACAACGCCUUCAAAGUUGAAAAGCGCAUCUUCGUGGAUGGAAUAAUCCGUACGAUGCCACCCAAAUCAACCAUGAUAUGCGGCAAGAUCCCAGAAUCUGAUUUCAAUGUCAAUUUCUCUAUGAAUUUGAAUCAGUAUGAAAACUUUCCUAAGUUUAGUGUUAUUAUUGUUGAUCCGCCCUGGCCUAAUCGGUCGGCGGCGAGGAAGGAUGCUUAUGUUACUGCUGAGGGGUCAGGGGGUAUUGCUGGGUUGUUGAGAUCACUCCCCAUCCAUUCCACCUCACAAAACAGCUACGUCGGAAUCUGGAUAACCAACAAACCCGCCUACCGCGCCCUGCUCCUGGACGACGGCGGUUUAUUCUCGCAAUGGGGCAUUGAAUUAGUAGAAGAAUGGAUUUGGCUCAAAGUAACUUCGAAAGGAGAACCAAUUUUUGAUAUUCAAGGCACGUGGAGGAAACCUUGGGAGAUUUUGCUUGUGGGGAGGAAGACGGGGUUUCAGAGGGGAGUUGAGAGGGGGGAGUGUGGUUUGAUGGGGAUAGUUGGUGGGAAAGAGGGACGGGAUGAAAUUGAAAUGGCUAAGAGGGAAUGUGGUGGUGGAGAUGGGGGUGUUGAGGAACUAUAUCCUAAUGAACAGGAGCAGGAGGAGUGUGAAAUUAACCGGAAAAUACACACCCCAACCUCCCCCCAAAUCCUCAGCCCAACAACAUCAUCAACAACAGCAUCAACACCAACACCAACACCAACAACAAAAACGAUAAAACGCAAAAUAAUAAUAGGAACACCAGAUCUCCAUUCGCGCAAACCAAAUCUGAGAUUUCUAUUUGGACAGUUGUUGGGGAUGCAGAAGGAUGAUGAUGAGGAUGGUUGUGAUUAUAAGGGACUAGAGAUAUUUGCGCGGAAUUUGACGGCGGGAUGGUGGGGGUGGGGGGAUGAAGUUUUGGAGGGUUGGGGGAGGGAGGAUGGGGGUUGGAGGGAAGGGGAGGAGAGUUGGGCUGGGGAGGAGGGGGAGGGUAAGGGUGAGAGUGCUAUUCAUCAGACAAUCAAUGAAGCCCAUGGCUACUGUGAAGAAUUACAAGGGAGAUAG
This is a messenger RNA of Sclerotinia borealis F-4128, 1587 nucleotides long. The record is from the annotation of a GenBank genome assembly. Lineage: Eukaryota; Fungi; Ascomycota; Leotiomycetes; Helotiales; Sclerotiniaceae.